AUGAGCGUGCUGCACCUCUCCUUCCAUCCAACGUUGCUCGACCCGCCAACGCACCACCGGUCACAGCCUACAGGCAAACAGCACACCAGCCAUCACCAGUUCGUCAUGGACAAUAACGUUGCUCCGCAGAAACGAAAGUUCGCAGUCAUCUUCAUCCUUGGAGCUCCCGGCUCGGGCAAAGGCACGAUCUGCAAUUAUCUGGCCCGCAAACACGGCCUGUUGCAUUUCUCAGUGGGAGACAAUCUGCGAACCUGGAUGAAGGAUGAAUUGAAUCGCGAAACGCCUCUCGCGGCUACGAUCCAAGACAAGCUGGACCACCAAGGAUUUCUUACGUCUACGGAGUUGAACCCAUUCCUACGCAUUGCAAUCGAGAAUGCAAUCCGGCAAGACGAUUUGAACGGGAUAUUGAUCGACGGUUUCCCGAGGUGUGAGGAGCAGCUCAUCUCGUGGGCACAGUGGCCCUUUCAAGAGCGCCUUCCUUUGGAGGGUAACGCGAAACCCGAUAUCGUCUUGUCACUCAAUGUGACCAAAGAGAACGCGGAAGCGAGAUAUCUAGCACGAGGCCGCGAUCGCAACGAUAGCGCGGAGAAGUUCACGAAACGGUUCGCUGAGUACUUGGAGGAGGGACCGCCUGUGGAACAACAGUAUCGGGAAGCAGGAUUGCUCGUCGACAUCGACAAUAAUGGAAACAAGGAAGAGAACAUUGCAAGGGUGGAGAAGAUGCUGAGAGACAGCGCAUUGUGGAACCGUGUGGUAGGCCAGGAGAUGGAGUCGGUUUUCCUCGUAUCCCCCCAAGUGCCGGAUGACGCCCAAUAG
Messenger RNA from Colletotrichum orchidophilum, 816 nucleotides. RefSeq names its product adenylate kinase. Lineage: Eukaryota; Fungi; Ascomycota; Sordariomycetes; Glomerellales; Glomerellaceae. The record is from RefSeq and is a predicted model, not a curated record. Gene Ontology annotation, cellular component: cytoplasm. Gene Ontology annotation, molecular function: AMP kinase activity; ATP binding. Gene Ontology annotation, biological process: nucleobase-containing compound metabolic process. The coding region runs from base 1 to 816 and encodes 271 amino acids. The transcript is spliced from 4 exons.